AUGUGUGAAGAAGGGUGUAACGAUAGAGUUAUCUACUCGUCUGGGAGAGAACCCUGGUUCAAUCUGAACUCAACAUGGUAUGGCCCAGCUGGAUCCUGGUUGGACAACCGCCGCAAACCAUUUCGCUAUGUUGUAAACACAGCCUGUGUCACCGGUUGCAACCGCAGGGAUGAUGUACCGAGAAGAGGAGGCCACAACUACCGAUGCUACGGCUAUCGGCGCUCCACCUGUAGACAAGGGGGAAACCCAAGAGUGACCUGCUGUGUCCACAAUCCUUCGGGAGGACCCCGUGAUUACUGGGGGCGUCCAAUAGGCGAUUCGUGCGAUGGAAAUACAGGGGGGCACUAUUCUAAUGAAGAGUCGUUCUGCUGUGGAUCCGGUGGUGGAUCUGCUGGUGGAUGUGGAGGUGGAUCUGCUGGUGGAUGUGGAGGUGGGCAAGGAGGGGCAUGUGCCCAGCCAGUUGCUUCAUCAGGAGGAUGUGGAGGAGGACGAGGAGUGUGCUCUGAGCCUGGAUGUGGAAGAGGACGAGCAGUAUGCGCAGAACCUGGAUGUGGCAGAUCUUCAAGAGGGCUGCAGACCUCUGGGGGAGCAGGGUGUGCUGGGUCUUCAGGAGGAUGUGGAGGAGGACGAGGAGUAUGUUCUGAGCCAGGAUGUGGAAGGUCUUCAAGACGGCCGCAAACCUCUGGGGGCUCAGUGUGUUCCGAGUCCAGUGUUAGAUCUUCAGGAAGAUGUGGAAGAGGAAGAGGAGUAUGUUUUGAGCCGGGAUGCGGAGGAGGAAGAGGAGUAUGUUCUGAGCCGGGAUGCCGCUCUUAG
Messenger RNA from Podarcis raffonei (Aeolian wall lizard), 813 nucleotides. RefSeq names its product keratin-associated protein 5-4-like. The record is from RefSeq and is a predicted model, not a curated record. The coding region runs from base 1 to 813 and encodes 270 amino acids. NCBI's taxonomy places the organism in Eukaryota, Metazoa, Chordata, Lepidosauria, Squamata, Lacertidae. The transcript has a single exon.